AUGUUCAAUUGGGCAAAGCAACAGCUGGCCAACGUCGCCGGCACCCAGGAGCCCAUCUAUGGCGCUUCGGCCAUCCGGUCGGUCGCCGAAGAGGCGCGGACGAAGCCCUACACCGAGAUCGACCGCCGGGACCUGACGUGGAAGGACAUGGACACGACCAACGUCGAGAGCAAGAGCUUCUACCUCUUCUCGGACAAUGGCGACAUCGCCCUCGCGCAGGUGAUUCACAGCAACGUCGCCGGCAUCCGGCGAACCUCGCAGUUCAACUCCAAGAUCUUCUCCAAAGACCCGUCGACGCCGCACCUCUGGUGCUCGACGCCGCUUCACAACGUCGACUUCAGCGAGGACAAGACGUCGCUGUACGCCGACGACUGCGCCGUCGAGCUCUCCGAGGACGGCAACUCGUACACGAUCAAGAGCAUGACGGACGAGAGGUCCAUCGUCAACGUCAAGGUCACCAAGGCCGCCCCCGGCUUCCAGGCGGGCGAGACGGGCCUGACCAAGUACGGCACCGACCUGGAGAAUCCGUGGGGCACGAUGCGGCACGCCUUCCUGCCGCGCUGCGUCGUCGAGGGCACCAUCACGACCAAGGACGGCCCCAUCGACUUCAAGGGCCGGGCUAUGGUCUCGUACGCCCUGCAGGGCAUGAAGCCGCACCACGCGGCGGCGCGGUGGACGUUUGCCAACUUCCAGGGCCCCAACUACUCGGCCAUUCACAUGUCCUUCACGACGCCCCCGUCGUACGGGUCGACGACGGUCAACGUCGGCGGCAUCUUGAAGGACGGCCAGAUCAUCACGGCUAGCUGCGCGAACGAGGCCAUCCACACGACGGCCAAGGAUGAUCCGGAGAACGAGUGGCCGGAGCCGACGCACAUCAAGUUUAUCUGGGCCGGCAAGGGCGACGACGACAAGCCCAUCGAGGCCGAGAUUGACGCCGACCUGGGCGACCGCGUCGACAAGGUCGACGUCAUGGCCGAAGUGCCUGCCUUUGUCAAGAAGAUUGUGGCCGGCACGGUGGGGACGAAGCCGUACAUCUACCAGUUCACGCCCAAGGUGACGCUCAAGCUCAAGAUUGGCGACAAGGAAAUCCUGGAAGAGGGUCAGCUGCUGACGGAGGCGACCUUUAUAUCGGAGUGA
This is a messenger RNA of Drechmeria coniospora, 1137 nucleotides long. Its product is annotated as survival factor 1. NCBI's taxonomy places the organism in Eukaryota, Fungi, Ascomycota, Sordariomycetes, Hypocreales, Ophiocordycipitaceae. Gene Ontology annotation, biological process: response to oxidative stress. Gene Ontology annotation, cellular component: cytoplasm. The transcript is spliced from 4 exons. The record is from RefSeq and is a predicted model, not a curated record. Bases 1 to 1137 code for a protein of 378 amino acids.